Messenger RNA from Vigna radiata var. radiata (mung bean), 1884 nucleotides. RefSeq lists its product as uncharacterized. The transcript has 6 exons. Bases 41 to 901 code for a protein of 286 amino acids. NCBI's taxonomy places the organism in Eukaryota, Viridiplantae, Streptophyta, Magnoliopsida, Fabales, Fabaceae. The record is from RefSeq and is a predicted model, not a curated record.
GUUUAUGUUUGUGUUCUGGGUCGUAAGUACCCACUAGUUAAUGGUCGGGCAAAACCCAAAUCGAGUAUCGGACCACUCCACCCACCCAAAUCUGAAAACCAUUCCCUUCUUCACCAACAAAACAAACUUACUCAGAUCGCAGCUUCAGGAACCAAAGAUUCCUUGGACCGUCGCAUGUUGGAUCCCCAUCUCCCAUUCCAAACAAAGCCAUUAUCUAUCGAAAGAAAGAGAGAGCGAAUCAGAAAGUAAAAAAGAGAGAAUGGGGUUUGGUUUGUUAGCUUCGAAGGUCCUCAGACCCACCUCGAGGCUCCUGCUCUCUUCCCAAAACCCUACCAUCUUCCUCCGAACUAUCGUCACCAAGCCUCAGCUUUGCAAUCCCGAGGCCUCCGCCGCUCAGCGGGUGCGGCCGCCGCGGACUCCUGAUGAGCUAUCGAUCGAGGAAGAAGCCGAAAGGAAAGUUGGAUGGCUAUUGAAGACGAUUUUUUUUGUGACUGCCGGGGUUGCAGGAUACCAUUUCUUUCCUUAUAUGGGAGAUAAUUUGAUGCAACAGUCUAUUUCGCUUUUGCGUGUCAAGGAUCCCUUGUUCAAAAGGAUGGGAGCUUCUAGAUUGACUCGUUUUGCAACAGAUGAUGAAAGAAGAAAGAAGAUAAUUGAGAUGGGUGGAGCUCAAGAACUCUUAAAUAUGUUAAGCACAGCGAAAGAUGACCGGACACGGAAAGCAGCAUUGCAAGCUCUUGAUGCACUAUUACACUCAGAUGAAGCUCUAGCAUCCAUGCAUCAGAUCGGGGCCGUUUCAAUAAUUAGGACUGUACCAAAUUCACCUGAGGAUGCAGAAGUUGAGGGUUUCAAGUUGAGCUUGAUGAAAAGGUUCCGAGAUAUGAGAUAUGAUGUACCAUCAUGACUUUUACUUGAGGACAUAAAUGAAGAGAUUUUCGACUCGCUUUGUUAUGAUGGUUUGAAAAGGCAGGGGCUAAAAGACCCCAUGAUUUGUGGUCCUGAUGGACGAUUUAAGGCUGUUAACUGGCGUCAUGCCUUGCUGUCGUAUCAUAGAUUGCCCACCAAUAUGAAUUGGGAAAAGAAAUUGCACUUAAGUGCAACUGAUAACAUAUGGUGUUGGUUUCAAGGUAGAAUUCAAGGUAAACCUUAUUGGCAAGGUCAUAUAAGGUUCUCAAGCAUGAAAAAAAAAGAAAGAAGGUUUGGGGUCACAGCUGGGAAAGGAGGUCUUCCAGAUUCCCUUUAAAGAAAUCAAUCACUUAGUUUUUAAGCUAAUCUAUACCUCUUCUUGUCGACAGCCAAGAUCUUAGAUCACCCGGCAAAAACAUGUUGAUAUGCAUUUUGCCAACAAUAGUUUUAGCUAAUUAUAAUCUUUUAACUUACUCCUUUCUAGUCAUUGAAGGCCUCGAAAGAGAACUGUAACCACUGAAAUUGCCUCCAUUGGAAUGAGAAGUCCUUUCAUUCAAAGGAAUCUCCUUUGAUGAUGAAAACCAUCUCCAGGACUCACUUCGUAGCAAUAAUGAAAACAAAAUAAUAACUAGAAAAGGACUCACACGACCCAUAGGAGAAUUUAGUCAGAGAAUUUGUAAGUUCCGCAACCCUACAUCAAACAAUAUAAAAUAAUCCAACUUUUGCUACCAAAAUCAAUUCCUCGUGUAUCUCUACAAAAUUAGGAGGUGAAAUUCAGAAUAUUGAAAUAAAUUGAUAAACUAGGACGUGUCUCAUAUGUCAAAAUUAAGAUAUAAAUUUUACCAACAAAGAAGGGGCAGUUUUCAGUAUAUAGGAGUAUAACAUUCAAAAUCAAGAUAUAAAUUUCACCAACAAGCAUAGGACUACAAUACUUUUGUUGGCAACGAAAUCCAGGGUAACGAUACCCUAGUAAUUGUGACG